GCACAAACGGCCCCCCAUCACCUCCUCUACCUCAAAAGCAACCCGCAGAUGCUCCCGCCAUGACGACGCAUCACGACAACGACCACGACGACUUCUCCAACGUCACAUGGAGCGACCACGUCCACGACCAGGCGCAGCGCUCCGCCGCCGCAGCCGCCGCCGAGGCUCCCGCGCGCGCCGUGGAGGAGGCCGGCAACAGCUCGACGCAGGGCAUCGGCCGCGAGAAGCUCGAGUGCACGGUUGGGUCGCCCAUCAAGGAGAAUGACGGCACCAAGGAUGCGUUUGUGUCGUAUCUGGUCACCACUCACUCUACGUUCCCGUCCUUUCAGAAAGAAGUCACCACCGUAAGGCGGCGCUUCACAGAUUUCGCCUUUCUGUUCAAGCAGCUGAUGCGAGACUACCCGGCCUGCGCCGUCCCGCCCAUCCCGGACAAGCAGCGCAUGGAGUACGUCCGCGGCGACCGCUUCGGCGGCGACUUCACGGCCCGCCGCGCCCACUCGCUGCAGCGCUUCCUCAACCGCCUGUCGCUGCAUCCCGUCCUGCGCCGGAGCACCAUCCUGCACAGCUUUCUCGAGAGCCCCGACUGGAACGCGACGGUCAAGAGCCGCACGGCUCGCGGCAGCAUAGCGAGCGACCCCGGCGGCUCCAGCGGCGUCUUUGACAACUUUGCGGAUACCUUUAUCAACGCCUUUACAAAAGUCCACCAGCCCGACCGGCGCUUCAUCGAGGUCAAGGAGAAGAGCGACAAGCUCGACGAAGACCUCGGCCACAUUGAAAAGGUCAUUGCGCGCGUGGCCCGCAGAGAGGGCGAUCUCGAAACCGACCUGCGAGACCUGGCAGAGCAGUUCCAGAAGCUCAUCACGCUCGAACCCGGCAUCGAAUCCGCCGUCCACGCCUUUGCCGCCUCCAUCGAGGACACGGCAACCCACCUGCACCAGCUCAAGGACGUCACGGACCAGGAUUAUCUCGGCUCGCUGCGGGACAUGCAGGCCUACUCUCUCGCUCUCAAGAACCUGCUCAAGGCCCGGGAGCAGAAGCAGCUCGAUUACGAGCAGCUGACAGAGUACCUGAACAAAUCAACGGCCGAGAGGGACGCUCUGCGCUCCGGCCACGGCGCGUCCAGCGGGCCAGGCGGCUUCAUCCGGGCCAAGAUUGAAGAUGUCCGGGGCGUGGACCACGAGCAGGCCCGACGGGAACGCAUCCGGAAGCUAGAGCUGAGGGUCGAGGAGCUCAGCACCGAGGUUGAAAACGCGCGCUUGACGAGCGAUCGGUUCGACGACGAGGUGAUUCGCGAAGUGGCCGACUUUGAACGCAUCAAGCGCAUCGAGAUGAAGGCCCAGCUGGGCGGACUGGCCGAUGCGCACGUCAAGUUUUACGGCGAGGUAGCCGAGCUGUGGGAGACGUAUGUCAUGGAGAUGGAGAAGGAGGGCGUUGUUCCCGUGGCGUAA
Trichoderma reesei QM6a is the source of this 1448-nucleotide messenger RNA. Its product is annotated as sorting nexin. Gene Ontology annotation, molecular function: phosphatidylinositol binding; protein binding. Lineage: Eukaryota; Fungi; Ascomycota; Sordariomycetes; Hypocreales; Hypocreaceae. Gene Ontology annotation, biological process: autophagy; cytoplasm to vacuole targeting by the Cvt pathway. Gene Ontology annotation, cellular component: cytoplasm; phagophore assembly site. The record is from RefSeq and is a predicted model, not a curated record. The transcript is spliced from 2 exons. The coding region runs from base 60 to 1448 and encodes 462 amino acids.